Molecule: messenger RNA, 1552 nt
Organism: Owenia fusiformis
Lineage: Eukaryota; Metazoa; Annelida; Polychaeta; Sabellida; Oweniidae
Source: the annotation of a GenBank genome assembly
CCUCUGUAAUUUUCUAGAAAAAAUGGCUGAAAAAAUUUCACCUUUUGUUUAUUGGGGGCAGAAUAAGGAGACUAUCACGUUGAAAAUAGAUCUGAAGGAAGUCGAGCCUCGUGAAGAUGAAGUUGAUCUAACAGAAGAACAUCUGAAACUGGAACUUGAUGGUGUUGGUGUACAAGGUCAAAAUAAAUACACUGUUGACCUGGAGUUUUAUCUUCCAGUUGAUCCUGAACAAAGCAAGUUCCGAGUAACCGGCCGGGGAUUAGAGUUUCAAAUUCGUAAAGUAGGUGUCGGGGAAUGUUGGCCACGAUUGACUGUUAGCCAGAAGAAACCAGCGUGGUUAAAAAUCGAUUUUGAUAAUCUUUACGAUUCUGAGAGUUCGUCGGAUGACUCAGAGAAUCCUGAACAGGACUUUGAAAAAGAAAUGAUGGCAAAACUUGGAAAAGACAUCACGGAUACCAAGACAUCAGCUGUUGCAGAUGUGAAACUAGGGUACCUGUUUAUAUACAACAUGUUCCAGUUCAUAGGAUUCUCUCUAAUAUUUGUCAAAUUGCAAUACAAGUACUGGAAGGAUGGAGAAGAUUCCAAAGGGGAAGCAUUUGAAAAUGUUGGGCCAACAUUUAUGAUGUGUCAGAUAGUGGCUUGUCUUGAAAUUGUACAUGUGUUGACUGGGGUAGUUAAAGGAGCUUUAUUACCAACAAUUGCCCAGGUAUUUGGCAGAUUCCUCAUCCUGGUAUUGAUCGCAUCUGAAGACAGAAUCAGCGAUCGCUACGUCGUCUGGUAUUUAUUCCUCACUUGGAGCGGCAUUGAGCUCGUCAGGUAUCCAUUUUAUAUGUUGAGCAGUAUUAAACAAGAGAUCUACCUAAUCACAUGGCUAAGAUAUACUUUAUGGAUACCCCUCUAUCCAUUGGGCUUUAUUUUAGAAGGAUUUGUGUUAAUAUUAGCAGUACCAUUCUUUGACCAGACUGGAAAAUUCUCCAUCACUCUACCAAAUGCUGCAAAUUUUGCAUUUCAUUUCCCGAUGUUCUUAAUUUUCUACAUGAUCAUAUUUAUGCCAGGUGCCUAUAUGCUGUUAUCAUACAUGUACAAAGCAAGAAGAAAGAAAUUGCACCCGGAAAGAAUGAACAACGAAACAACACCAAAAACAAAAAAUAUGAAAAAAGUACUUUAACAUGAUCUCUAAUAGACAUCUCUGGAAAUAUUGUUUCACUAUGAUUUGAUUUUCACUCAGAGACAAUUCAGAGUGAAAAAAGAGGAAUUUCCCAACAUGCAAGCACAUAUAUUGUUUCUGAAAUCUAAGUAAUUAUAGCAAAUGGUACAGGGGUAUCAGGGAAUCUAAACAUUGGAUGAUUUGAAUGAAAUUAAGCAAUUGUGAGAUCUCGAUUCUGUGUUUUACUUUGCAUCUUCUCCCAUAAUGGGAAAGCCCAGAAUCCGUACCUCCUUCUUCCCCUGCUAUAACCAAUCACAUGAUCUAAUUAUGGGGUAAAAAGAAAGAAUAUAUUCUGGAUUUUGAAGCUCUGUGAUCGGAGGAUGGGGAAAACCCAGUGAUAGAAUA